CAGACUCGGUUCCGGCGCCCCCGAGCACCACCACGGCUCCCACCUGCCCCGCCGAGCGCCACAGCGGAGAGGACCCGGGCGGCGAAGUGAGGCAGCGGAGCGCCAGCAGGCCGGACGCCGGCAGCAGGCGGCCGGGGGACGGGUAAAAAAAAAUAAAGCCCGAACGUCGCUUCAUUUUGCGGGGUGUUGUCUGAGCGAGUGUUGGACGGGGUGGUGGGGACCAGGGUGGUAAAUCGUGCUGGUGGCUCCGGGGGGUGGAAAAAAAGCGAACCUUUUUGACGGCUAUAGCGACGUCAGGAUGGGCGAUAUCGCAGGCGCGCAUGCACGGAGCUGCCAGCCAAAGACAUCUUCAUCCUGUUUUUGCUCCUCAUAACCAUCAUCAUCAUUCCCAUCGCCAUGCUGGAGGGCCAUUCUGUGUGACCACGAAGAAGCAAGCAAAUAACUUCUCCAUCCAACUCUCCCUCCAGUGCACCCCGUCCCAAAUCCGCCUCCCCAAUGGCGUCCAAACUGAACCCCUACGUCCUGCAUGUGGCCGAGCCGGGCGAGUCUGUCCAAGCAGACGAGAGAACCCCUCUGUCGGGCGAGGCGGGAGACGAGUCUUCCGACAGCGACGGCGAGCAAGAGGAGACGUCGCACAAGCUGAUCCGCAAAGUCUCCACUUCAGGCCAGAUCCGCGCCAAGAAAAGUGUCAAGGAGGGAAUCCUGUUGAAGCAGACCAGCUCCUUCCAAAGGUGGAAAAGGCGCUACUUCAAACUCCGAGGGAGGACGCUCUACUACGCCAAGGACUGCAAGUCUCUUAUAUUUGACGAGGUGGACUUGUCAGACGCCAGCGUAGCUGAGACCAGCACCAAGAACAUCAACAACAGUUUCACCGUCAUUACUCCUUUUCGCAAACUGAUGCUAUGUGCCGAGAACAGGAAAGAAAUGGAAGACUGGAUUGGGGCCCUCAAGUCUGUCCAGAAGUGGGAAAUCUAUGAGGCCAGCCAGUUCAACAUGGAGCAUUUUUCAGGGAUGCACAACUGGUACGCCUGCUCGCACGCACGCCCCACAUUCUGCAAUGUCUGCAGGGAGGCUCUACCCGGCGUCACUUCCCAUGGCCUGUCCUGUGAAGUAUGCAAGUUUAAAGCUCACAAGCGAUGCGCAGUUCGCUCCACCAAUAACUGCAAGUGGACCACACUGGCCUCCAUUGGGAAUGACAUCAUAGAAGAUGAGGACGGGGUGUCCAUGCCCCACCAGUGGCUGGAGGGUAACUUGCCUGUCAGCGCCAGGUGCGUGGUGUGCGACAAGAACUGCGGCAGCGUGAGGCGACUACAGGACUGGCGCUGCCUCUGGUGCAAGGCCAUUGUCCACAGCAGCUGUAAAGAACAAAUGGCCAAAGUGUGCCCCCUGGGUCAGUGUAGAGUGUCCAUCAUCCCUCCCACUGCACUUAACAGCAUCGACUCUGACGGCUUCUGGAAAGCAACCUCAGCAUCCUGCACGAGUCCACUUCUGGUACUGGUCAAUUCCAAGAGUGGGGACAACCAGGGUGUCAAGUUCCUGCGCAAGUUCAAACAACUCCUCAACCCAGCGCAAGUCUUCGACCUCAUGAACGGGGGGCCCGAACUCGGCUUGCGCAUCUUUCAGAAGUUUGUGACGUUCCGCAUCCUGGUGUGCGGGGGAGACGGCAGCGUGGGCUGGGUGCUCUCUGAACUUGAUAAACUGAACCUUCACAAACAGUGCCAGCUGGGCGUGCUGCCGUUGGGCACCGGUAACGACCUGGCCCGAGUCCUGGGCUGGGGGGGUCUCUGUGAUGACGACGCUCAGCUUCUGCAGAUCUUGGAGAAGCUGGAGAGGGCUACCACCAAAAUGCUGGACCGGUGGAGCGUGAUGACAUACGAGGUCCCCGCCACCGCUAAACACAUGUCAUUAGUUAGGGAAGACAUCCCCCUCGAUUCCCCACUGCAGCAUGUUUUUUAUCCUCAGGUUCACAUCACUCAGUAUGCAGACUCUGUGGCGUCUCACCUGGCCAAGAUCCUGGACUCAGACAAACACAGCGACGUCAUUUCCUCCGCCAAGUUCCUGUGUGGGACGGUCAACGAGUUUGUGGCAGAGGUGGGCAAAGCGUACGAGAGGGCCACAGAGAACAAGGAAGAGGCGGACGCUAUGGCAAAAAAGUGUGCAUUGCUGAAUGAGAAGCUGGAUUCUCUGGUGAAAGCCUUAAGUGAGGAAGCGGAUGCUCAGGUAAUUAAGGGAGCCCUAACCUACGUCAACGGUAAAAAACAACCCUCACCUGUCAUCUUCUAUUGCUUUCAGGUAGUUCCGGCAGGUUCCUUGCCCAGCCAGGAGGAUGGCGGCUCAGGACCCGAUAAAAAUGGCAGCGACACAGGCUCCAAUUGUCAAACGUACCGCUCCAGGGAGCAGCUGAUGCUACGGGCCAACAGCCUGAAAAAGGCAUUGAGGCAGAUCAUCGAACAAGCAGAGAAAGUGGUGGACGAGCAGACCCGACACACUCACUUGUAUCGGAUUCCUUCCUCAUCCUCCAUUAAAAGGGAAAACAGCGAGGAACAGAAGGAUACAGAGAGGCGGCGUUUAACUGCAAGCCCUUCCUCACCCGUCGCCCUGGACAAACAAGAGAGCCUCAACGCGGUCAUCUUCAACGAAGACUCUGUACAAUGCUGGGAGAAGUGUGUCAUGAACAACUACUUUGGCAUUGGUCUGGACGCAAAGAUCUCACUGGAGUUCAACAACAAGAGGGACGAGCAUCCCAAAAAGUGCAGCAGUCGAACAAAGAACAUGAUGUGGUACGGAGUGCUGGGGACGAAAGAGCUUGUCCAGAAGACCUACAAAAACCUGGAGCAGAGGGUUCAGCUUGAGUGUGAUGGCGUGUCCAUGUCUCUGCCAAGUCUACAGGGACUGGCUGUGCUCAACAUUCCCAGCUAUGCAGGCGGCAUUAACUUCUGGGGCGGCACCAAGGAAGACAAUAACUUUGGUGCACCGUCUUUUGACGACAAGAAGCUGGAAGUGGUGGCCGUGUUUGGCAGCAUGCAGAUGGCCAUGUCCAGAGUCAUCAACUUGCAGCACCACCGCAUCGCCCAGUGCCGCCAAGUGAAAAUUACCAUCCUGGGGGAGGAAGGCGUCCCUGUGCAGGUGGAUGGCGAAGCCUGGAUCCAGCCACCGGGGGUCGUCAAAAUCCUGCAUAAGAAUCGAGCGCAGAUGCUGACCAGAGACAGGGCGUUCGAGAGCACACUCAAGUCCUGGGAGGACAAGAUGAAGACCGACAUUGCUAACCCCAGGCCCCGCCUUGACUCCCAGCAGUCCAUGGAGUACCUGACGGAGGAGGAGUGUGCUCAGGUGCAACAGCUGGGCAUCGUGGCCGGCACGCUCAUUAACAAGAUCCGGGAGGCCGCCAAGACCCACAAGGUGGUGGAGCAGGAGUUGGCACACCCGGUCAAUGCUAGCGCGGUGGUACUAACCGAGGCCAAGCUGUCCAGUCCUGAGUGUCUGAGUCGCAGCACAGCAGUAGAAAUCGUCAACAGCAGCAAAGUUCUGCAGGCAGAGACCACCAUGCUCCUGGAUGGAAAACAUCUGUCCGAGUCCCCCGAGGAAGAGGAGCUCCGUGUGACCCUGAACAGUUUGAGUGGCGAGCUCCAUAAGCUAGAAGACAUCCACUGGAUCUGUCCACUGAUGAACUGCACUGAGGAGGAGUCAGUCCGUCCAUGCAGCAGCAGUAAGAGCAGCAUGAAGCUGAAGAUCCUGCCCAGGGGGAAGAAGGAGAAGGAGAUGCUCUACAAGCAGAAGUCCAACAGCUCUCUCUCAGGAACGUGGGACAUCAAAAUUCCUGAAGCAGAAUUGUCGGGCAACUGAGGGAGAUCUUUUCCAUCACCUUGGCAACCAGAGGUGAAGAGAUGCCCUCGGCCCCGCCCUGUCGUUAUCCUCCCUGCUGCGACCAGGUGGGCUGACAGAGGUGGGACCAUCGUUGUUUUACUUCCUGUUGUUUUUGUUUUUCAAAGGAGCCUCGCUUGCAUUGCUGUGGUGAAAGAACUUCUAGUUAAGUGAGGUUUUUUUUUUUUUGGUUUGUUCCAAACUUGAGUGUUUACACGGUGCUCUCCUUGCAUGCCGAGCACAGCCAUCUUUGUUUUGGACCUCUCGAGUCCAACGUCGGAAAGCGAAAGCAGCCUUCGGACUCUGGUGGGACUCGGUUCUCGUUGCUACUGCCAAUGCAACCUCAGACUUGCAGAAUAUCUUAAAUGUUGCAAAAAAGAAGUAACAUACUGAAUGUAUUUGUGUGUUGAUCUGUGAAUUGUUGAAAUAAUAAUAUAAUUAACGAUCAUUUACACAUGCAACAUGAAGGUGUGAUGGUUCUAAAGUGGUUCUUAGUAUGUCGUGGCCUCCGACAGGUACUCAAGAGGUCAUCUGUGGCCAUUCAGGACACGCUAACAAACUACUGAAUGUAGAUGUGAUGCACGAAUGUGAGAUUUUUUUUUUUUAAUUUUUAUGCUUUGCCAACGCUUCUUACAAUCUCUAGUGGCUUUGCAGCUUCCCCUUUGCCUUUUAAAGACUACGAUUAGACUAAAUAAUGGAUAGAAAUAGGCCAAACAUGACGACGAUCACGCCAAUAUAUGAGCGUCGCAGUAGAUGUUUAUGGUCAGGGCUGCAUCAUAUUGACCCCAAUAUAAGACCACCCCUCUUUGUCAAGUCCUGUUUUACUUUUGAACCUGUUUACCAGGCACCUGCUGGUUUGCAUGAAUCAUCUCAAGAAAACCUGCCUUUUCAGACUAUAUAAGCCAAAACCGUCUUAGAUUCGGGUUAUUUGUCAUCAGAAGAAAAAAAAAAGUGUGUUCAGUUAUUUGCUCUCGUUAAGAUUUAGACAAUACUAGCCUUUACUGUAGUGACGCUACACUGCCAUAUUAUUACGAGCCUUUAAAAAGUCGACGUCGUCGUUAUCUCUUUGUUCGUUUUUCUAUGCUGACUUCCAGCCCUUUUGGUUAGACUGCAUCCAUUGUGUCCCACUUUCUCACCUUGGAGGCUUUAGUGGUGCUUGUGCCAAGCAGAGCGACACAUUCCAGGUGUGUGUGUGUGUGUGUGUGUGUGUGUGUGUGUGUGUGUGUGUGUGUGUGUGUGCGCGUGAGUUGUACAUUUCAAAGUUUACUGUAUCUUUGCCUUGCACUUUACCAACAAAGAGGGGAAAUAUGCGCAUGUGUGUGUGUGUGUGUGUGUGUGUGUGUGUGUGUGUGUGCGCGUGUUUACAAACGUGUGUACAAUUAGGUGAAGACUAAUAUUUAUGGCAAAAAUGCUAACUGUAUCCACAUGAUGACAUCAGUGGCUGUGUAGUUACUCCUCCAUGUGACCACGGUAACCAUGCGAAGCUUUACGCCAAAGCUGAAGAACAUGUUGUCAGGACUUAAGGAAAUCACUGAUGAUGUUAAACUGUUUGAAUUGUUAUUAUCAACUUGUUCUGAACAAAUGAUUGCAACUUGUGUGUGUUGAUUUUUUUUUUCAACCGAAGCUCAUAUAUAUAUAUAUUUAAUUUUUCUUUUUUAACAAGAUUGUUUUAAUUUAUGUUAAUGAGAUUUAGAAAGGAUUUGGCCACGCUCCAUGUUUGCACGACUGUGUGCGUUGCCCGUUGUUCUAUAUUGUGCUGUUGUCUGCAGCGUGAAACAAAAGACGACAAGCUUUGGAGAUUAAAAGAAUUCAAUGGUGUGUGAAA
Messenger RNA from Nerophis ophidion (straightnose pipefish), 5686 nucleotides. RefSeq names its product diacylglycerol kinase delta. The record is from RefSeq and is a predicted model, not a curated record. Gene Ontology annotation, molecular function: ATP-dependent diacylglycerol kinase activity. Gene Ontology annotation, biological process: intracellular signal transduction; diacylglycerol metabolic process; lipid phosphorylation. The coding region runs from base 496 to 3843 and encodes 1115 amino acids. The transcript has 30 exons. NCBI's taxonomy places the organism in Eukaryota, Metazoa, Chordata, Actinopteri, Syngnathiformes, Syngnathidae.